This is a messenger RNA of Capsaspora owczarzaki ATCC 30864, 585 nucleotides long. RefSeq lists its product as hypothetical. The transcript has a single exon. The record is from RefSeq and is a predicted model, not a curated record. Bases 45 to 440 code for a protein of 131 amino acids. NCBI's taxonomy places the organism in Eukaryota, Filasterea, Ministeriida, Capsasporidae.
CACGAUCGACCGGUCCUCACGUCUUCACCCACAAAAUUACCAAGAUGGAGUACGCUGCACCUGCGCUGUAUUGGUUUGCUGUCGCGGGCGCUGGUGGCGCAUGCCUGAAGCACUGGCUCACGCCCGAGACAAUGCUGCGCGAGCUGACGCCGGUUGCCUUUCGCGGCGGUGCAACGCUGUCGCCCGAAGGUCGCUGGUGGGGCUCGUACGCCGCCGGAGCCAUGAACCUGGGCAUCUUUGUCAACGGCGUGUGGGUUGGGCUCUACGGCGACCGAGUUGCCCGCCAGGGUCACUUGCUGGGGACGGCAGCGUUGUUUGCCGGAUUUGCCGCUGCCUGGGCGACGCAGGGCCACACGACCGGCAUGAAAAACCACCGUGCACAGGCAGUCAAAGUGACGUGCAUUGGCGCUCUUAUUCUGACUGGGUUUCUUCUCCAGUGAGACGAUGUGAGACGAUGAUCAAGCAAGGAGUGAUUUUCAUUUUGACAAGCAAAUUCACGUAUCCAGUCCGAUGCUGAUGCUGGGAUUGUAUCGAUGCCGAUGCUGUCCAAGUGCACUUGUUGAAUAUACACACUCCAUUUUAGUU